UUAUAUAAAAAGAAGUCGCAUAUUUAUUUUCCAUAAUAAUUUCUGUAGUACAUUGUUUUGCAUUAAACAAAAACAAAGUGUAAUAAAUUUGAUAUAAUUAUGUCUCAGGAAGAGAAGGAUCUGGAUGUGAACAAGGCUUUUGAGGAUUUAUUGUUUGCGGAAGAGAUUGCACAGAAAUCGGGCUAUGAAAAAGGCUACGAAAGUGGAAAGACGCAACUGUUGAAGGGAUAUCACUUAGGAUACCACAGAGGUAGCGUAAUAGCUGCUCAAUUGGGAUAUUACAGCGGAGUUUUGGAUCACUAUUUGCAGAGUAAUGUUAACACUUGCGAGAAAACAGUGGCGACAGCGAAACAGCUGUUAGCGGAAAUUCGCGGUGUCUUUCCCGAACAUCAGAACAAUCUAGACAUACUGCAGGCUGUGGAAAACAUCAAGAUCAAAUACGCCAAGUUCUGUUCAUUGGCAAAGAUCUAUCCUCGAUCAUAUCCCGAGGCGGAGAAGCUUGAAUUUUAACACAAGGACGAUGACAGAAUACAAUAAUUAUUUUGAGAAAGCCUUGGAGUUUAUUGGUGCUCAUCAGGAUCUAAUAGACUGCCAUUUGGUUGACUUCAUCACGGAAAGAUUGUGGAACAAGUGUUUGCCGGACAAACUGAAAUUGGAGCUUGAGAAUGUUAACACAAUGAGCGACGACGUGUGGACGGAGAACAACAACGUGAACUCGGAACUGAACAGUUUCAUACAGUUGACAAGAUCGCUGUCUUUGGAAUCGUGUCCAGCGGUCGUGUGUGCGGACGAUCUGCCGAACUGGUUCCUCGAUAAGGAACAAGUUAACACGUUCGUUCGCCCGAAGUCCGAAUUCAUGAAAACAAAAAAAUCACACGAGAUCGAAGUUCUCGGAAAAGUGGCCGCUGAAAUGGCACUUUCCACUCGCAGUCUAGUGAUAGACGCUGGCGCAGGAAAGGCGUACCUGUCGACGUACUUGUCCGAACACUUUGACGUUCCUGUAUUGGCGAUCGAUUCGUCGCAAGUCUGUUACAAAGGUGCGAUAAAUCGUCAAGAAAAGAUCCAGAAGAGAAAACAAUCGCGAUUGUCUAAGGUUCGAUACGUAGUUCAAGAACUGAAUGAUACAACUGAUUACGCCAAAAUGGUUAACACGUGCUAUCCCGAUUGGAGACUGAACAGAAAUCUCAUUCUGACGGGAUUGCAUACUUGCGGAAAUCUGGUGCAUUCUGUGAUCAAAGCCUUUUUACGCGCCGAAGAUAUUCAUUUACUUUUUGUAGUCCCGUGUUGUUAUCACUUAGCAGACGAGUCGCUGAGCGGACGUUGUAAUUUUUCGAAAAACGCCAGAAUGUUGGCUCAACAAUCUCUCGAAAGGAGCAAACACAAGCAUCUUCCUUCUUCGUUAUUUUACAGAGCUGUGUUGCAAGUUGUCCUGCAAUCUAUGGGGUAUUACAAUGCUAAAGUCGGUCGCGGUGGGCCGUUGGACAAUUUUGUAGAUUACGCCAAAUGGGCGCUAUCCAAAAUCGGAAUAGAUAACAAACAGAUACCAUCAACUCAUGCGUUACAGAAAAUAUAUCAGAAUCACAUACAUCUUGAAGAAAAAUUUCGUCUGUUUCAAGUACUGAGAAUAUAUAUGAGUUCGGUAGUGGAGGCGGCUAUCAUACUGGACAGAAUAGUAUUUCUGCAAAAUAACAGUCAGUGCUCGAAGGUCGCUGUAGUACGCUUGUUUGAUCCAGCACUCUCCCCCAGACGUUACGCAAUAUUCGCAAUAAAAUAAACAUAAAUAUAUAUGUAACAGACGGAAGAAACAACAAAAAAAAAGUAUUAUCGAUUAUUGGG
Molecule: messenger RNA, 1836 nt
Organism: Pseudomyrmex gracilis
Lineage: Eukaryota; Metazoa; Arthropoda; Insecta; Hymenoptera; Formicidae
Product: methyltransferase-like protein 25
Exons: 5
Coding region: 521-1774 (417 amino acids)
Source: RefSeq, a predicted model, not a curated record